Molecule: messenger RNA, 564 nt
Organism: Closterium sp. Yama58-4
Lineage: Eukaryota; Viridiplantae; Streptophyta; Zygnematophyceae; Desmidiales; Closteriaceae
Source: the annotation of a GenBank genome assembly
AUGGCUGCAACUACUAGUAGCAACGCGCGGCUCCACGCAGGCCGCAAGCUGCUUGCCCUUCCUCUUGCCUUCCUGCUGCUCCUCGCCGCCACCAGCGCCAGCGCCGCGCAGCCCGUCCUUCACCCAUCCACCUCCGCCACCGGCUCGCCGCGCAGCAUCUCCCGCCGUGCGCUCGCCCGCGCGGAUGCCGCCGUAUACCCGCAGAGGGUGGAGCGCCGAAAGCUCUUUAGCUGGGACGGCGUGACCGUGGAUCAGAUCAUUGCGGGCAGCCUGGGCACGAUCGACGGUCCAGAGGACGACGAGGUGACGACGAAGAUCGUGGAUCUAUUCAUGAACGCGGGGUACAACGUGAUGGUCAUUCAGAGCGCGCACUCCGUGCAGGGCGACCCGGCGUCUGCGGCGGUGGAGGUGUGGCACUUCUGGGAUAACUCGGAGUUCACCGUGUAUUACAAGCAGGGCCCCUUCUCCGUGGAGAAUCUUGGCAAUGGCGGCUACGAGAACUGGGCCUUCGGCGGCAACUGGCAGCGCUACGGCGCCGAUCAGAAGGUCGUCGUGUUCUCUUGA